Molecule: messenger RNA, 344 nt
Organism: Pelodiscus sinensis (Chinese soft-shelled turtle)
Lineage: Eukaryota; Metazoa; Chordata; Testudines; Trionychidae
Source: RefSeq, a predicted model, not a curated record
CAUGGAGCUCCUGGGGGCCGUCACCCUGGUGCUGGUCAUCGGCCUCUCCUGCCUCCUGCUCCUCUCCAGCUGGAGGCAGAGGCGGGGGGCCGGGAAGAUGCCCCCGGGCCCCCUCCCGCUGCCCCUGCUGGGGAACCUGCUGCAGGUGGAUCUCACCAACAUGCGCAAGUCCCUGCUGGAGAUCAGCGAGCGCUACGGGCCGGUCUACACCCUGCACCUGGGUCCCCGGCGGGUGGUGGUGCUGUGCGGCUACCGGGCUGUGAAGGAGGCCCUGCUGGACCAGGCCGAGGACUUCAGCGGGCGCGGGGAGAUCCCCACCUUCAGCUGGCUCUUCCAGGACUACG